CGGGUGACGUCACACGUCUCUCCGCGCUCAGUCCGUGUGCACGAGCGCGUCAUGGCGGAGGCCGGUCGGUUUAGGAUAUACAGCUGAAAUAUGCCCGCUGUCUUAUCGGUGUUUCCAACACAUGGAAUACGUGAAACUGUUUUACAUCUAAAGGCGCACUUGACCGCGGACGUAAAAACGAAGAAGUUCUCGCCUUAGAAUAAAGUAUAAGAGUUCUCGAGUAUUCAACAGAGAAAGAGUCGGUCAGCGGUGCACGGGCAGACAGGCGAUCUGCUCUGAAGUGGCACACAGACUGUACAGGAUCUGAUCAGGCACCGAUUCUUUCAUAUUUUAUCCACUGAGAUGGAUGGACGUAGUGAAGAUGAAAGUGCCAGUAACAGCAGUGGAGAGUCAAGUAACUCGGAUGAUGAGUCCAAGUCAGGAUCGGGAUCUGGCUCCAGUUCCAGCAGUAGCAGUUCCAGCAGUAGCCAAUCAGGAAGCAGCGAAUCAGGAAGUGGCUCAGAUUCUGGCAGCCAAUCAGACUCUGACUCUGAGAAGUCAAAGGAAAAGAAUAAUCAAGAAAACAAGAUUGAUGGAGCAGCGUUUUGGAAGUCCAACCCCAGUAUCCUGACAGUGCAGAGGUCGGCCAUGCUCAGGAAACAACAGCUACAACAACAACAGCUCCAUCAUCCACCACAGAGCUCCUCCAACAGCGGUUCAGAUGAGGACUCUUCUAGUAGUGAUGACUCGGAUGAUGACUCAAAGAGCAAGAGUAAAGGGUCUGGAUCAGAUUCUGAUUCGGGUUCAGACUCGGGUUCGGGAAGCUCAUCUGCCUCCUCAGCAGAGGAAGGGAACAGUGAAGAGUCUAUGUCCGACUACGAGCCCAGUCUCAAAGUCAAGAGCAGGAAACCUCCAAACAAGUCCAAUGCCAGGAAUGGCAAAAAAAGUAAAGCUUCAAAGAAGCCGCCACGCUCCUCCUCCGAUGAUGAGGAUGACUAUAAGAAAGCUCUCGCAGGCCCUCGGCGGCAGGCCACGGUCAACGUCAGCUACAAAGAGGAUGAUGAACUGAAGACCGAUUCAGAUGACCUGGUGGAGGUGUGUGGGGAGGAUGUGCCACCACCAGAGGAGGACGAAUAUGAGACGCUGGAGAGGGUGAUGGAAAUGAGGAUAGGACAGAAAGGAGUGACGGGGGCUAUAACCACAGUUUACGCUGUCGAGGCAGACGGUGACCCCAACGCCAACUUUGACCCCAGCAGACAGUCAGGAGAGGUGCAAUACUUGAUUAAAUGGAAGAACUGGUCUCACAUUCACAACACCUGGGAGACAGAGGAAACCCUCAAGCAACAAAACGUGAAGGGAAUGAAGAAACUAGACAACUUCAAGAAAAAAGAGCAAGACAGGAAAAAAUGGUUAAAAACCGCUUCACCUGAGGAUGUGGAGUACCUCAACUGUCAGCAGGAAUUGAUGGAUGACCUGCAUUCACAAUAUCAACUGGUGGAACGAAUCAUCGGACAUUCAAACCAAAAGUCGGCCGCAGGCUAUCCGGACUACCUGUGUAAAUGGCAGGGUUUGUCGUACUCCGAGUGCAGCUGGGAAGACGGAGCGCUCAUCGCGAGAAAGUUUCAGAAGUGCAUUACUGAAUACAUGAGCCGAAACCAGUGCAAAAACAUUCCCUCCAGAGACUGCAAGGUUUUAAAACAGAGACCACGGUUUGUGCCCAUGAAGAAACAGCCUUCCUAUAUCUGUGUAGAAGGUCUGGAGCUGCGGGACUAUCAGCUGGACGGUUUGAACUGGAUGGCGCAUUCCUGGUGCAAAGGGAACAGUUGUAUCCUAGCUGAUGAGAUGGGUCUUGGUAAAACCAUACAGACGAUCAGCUUCCUCAAUUAUCUGUUCAAUGAGCACCAGCUAUAUGGGCCUUUCCUCCUGGUAGUGCCUCUAUCCACACUUACAUCCUGGCAGAGAGAGAUCCAGCUCUGGGCUUCCCAAAUGAACGUUGUUGUCUACCUCGGUGACAUAAACAGCAGAAACAUGAUCCGGACACAUGAAUGGAUGCAUCCGCAGACGAAGCGCUUAAAGUUCAACAUUCUGCUCACUACUUAUGAAAUUCUGCUCAAAGAUAAGUCAUUUUUAGGUAAUGUGAGCUGGGCGUUCAUUGGUGUAGAUGAGGCUCAUCGACUGAAGAAUGAUGACUCUCUUCUCUAUAAGACCAUGAUAGACUUUAAGUCUAAUCACAGGCUGCUAAUCACAGGCACACCUCUCCAAAACUCCCUGAAAGAGCUGUGGUCCCUUCUGCAUUUCAUCAUGCCGGAGAAGUUUCACUCAUGGGAGUUGUUUGAAGAGGAACAUGGAAAGGGCAGAGACUCAGGCUACACCAGCCUUCAUAAAGAGCUGGAGCCCUUUCUGCUGCGUAGAGUGAAGAAGGAUGUAGAGAAAUCUCUGCCCGCUAAGGUGGAGCAGAUCCUCAGGGUUGAGAUGAGCGCUAUUCAAAAACAAUACUACAAGUGGAUAUUGACGAGGAACUAUAAAGCUCUGAGUAAAGGCACUAAGGGAAGCACAUCUGGCUUUCUGAACAUCAUGAUGGAGCUGAAGAAAUGCUGUAACCACUGCUACCUCAUCAAACCACCUGAGGAGAACGAGUUCUACAACAGACAAGAGGGACUACAGCACCUGAUUCGUAGCAGUGGGAAGCUGGUUCUUUUAGAUAAACUACUGGUCCGGUUAAAGGAACGAGGUCACCGUGUGCUCAUCUUCUCCCAAAUGGUUCGGAUGCUGGACAUCCUUGCCGAAUACCUGAAAAGCAGGCAGUUCUUGUUUCAGAGACUGGACGGUUCUAUAAAGGGUGAGAUGAGGAAACAGGCGCUGGAUCAUUUUAAUGCUGAAGGCUCAGAGGAUUUCUGCUUCCUGCUGUCUACACGAGCAGGUGGUCUGGGCAUUAAUCUGGCCUCUGCUGAUACGGUAGUGAUUUUUGACUCCGACUGGAACCCGCAGAAUGACCUACAGGCCCAGGCCAGAGCUCAUAGGAUUGGACAGAAGAAACAGGUAAAUAUAUACCGUCUAGUGACAAAGGGCUCAGUUGAGGAGGAGAUUAUUGAAAGGGCCAAGAAGAAAAUGGUAUUAGACCAUCUAGUUAUUCAGAGAAUGGACACUACAGGGAAGACGGUUCUCCACACGGGCGCUGCUCCUUCCAGUUCCACUCCGUUCAACAAGGAGGAGCUGUCUGCUAUCCUGAAGUUUGGUGCGGAGGAGCUCUUUAAAGAACCGGAGGGAGAAGAGCAAGAACCUCAGGAGAUGGAUAUUGAUGAAAUCCUGAAAAGAGCAGAGACCAGAGAGAACGACCCUGGACCAUCAACUGUAGGAGAAGAGCUCCUCUCACAGUUUAAGGUGGCAAACUUUUCCAUGAUGGACGAAGAGGAAAUUGACAUGGACACGGAUAGAAACAAUAGGAAUUGGGAUGAUAUUAUCCCUGAGGAGCAAAGGAGGAGACUGGAGGAGGAGGAGCGACAGAAGGAGCUGGCAGAGAUCUAUUUACUGCCCCGCAUGAGGAAAUGUGCUAAACAGAUCAGCUUUAAUGGAAAUGAGAGCAGGCGGAGUCGGAACAGGCUCAGAUACUCUGCUUCAGACAGCGACUCGGGUACUGACAGGAAGCGGCCCAAGAAACGAGGAAGACCUCGAACCAUUCCAAGAGAAAACAUUAAGGGCUUCACUGAUGCUGAGAUACGCAGGUUUAUCAAAAGUUAUAAGAAAUUCGGUGGCCCUUUAGAAAGACUCGAUGCUAUCGCCCGCGAUGCCGAGCUGGUGGAUAAAUCAGAGCAUGAUCUGCGGCGGCUGGCUGAGACGGUCCACAACGGCUGUCUGAAAACCCUGAAGGAGAAUCCCUGUGGACCGGAGAGAACCUCAGGAGGCAGGCGAGGAAAGGUGAAAGGACCAACUUUUAGAAUCUCAGGGGUUCAGGUCAAUGCCAAACUUGUGAUCUCUCAUGAAGAGGAGUUGGCACCUUUACACAAGGCCAUUCCUGCAGACGCAGAGGAGAGGAAGAGGUAUAUGAUCCCAUGCCACUCAAAGGCAGCUCAUUUUGACAUUGAGUGGGGUAAAGAGGAUGACUCCAGUCUGCUCAUUGGCAUCUAUGAAUAUGGUUAUGGUAGCUGGGAAAUGAUCAAGAUGGAUCCAGAUCUCAACCUCACACAUAAGCUCCUUCCAGACGAUCCUGACAAGAAGCCACAGGCCAAACAGCUGCAGACACGAGCUGACUACCUCAUCAAGUUAUUGAGCAAAGACCUGGCCAAGAAGGAAGCACAGAAACAGGCUGGCAGUGCAAAUUCACGUAAAAGGAAACCACGGGGAAAGAAAAAUAAAGCAGUGAAACCAAAGGUUGAUGAACUGAUGAACAGUUUGUCCUCAGCUCCUCCUUCAGAUAAGAGCUCUGAGGAUGAGGAAGAAAAAGAGGAUGAGGAAAAGGAAACUGCUCUAGUGAAGCUGCCUAGCAGAAGAGCGCGUGUCACAGAGCGAGCGGUCGAGGAGGAAGAGGAGGAGGAGGAAGACGAGUCUGAGGAGGAGGAGGAGCCUGAGAUUAAGGAGGAGGAGGAGGAAGAAGAGAUAAAGGAGAAGGUGGUGAAAAAAGAGAUCAAAAAAGAGAAAAAAGAGGAGGGCCGUGACAGCAAAGAAAAAGAACUAAAAGAGAAGGAAAUCAAGCAAGAUCCUGUACUUGAAGAAGAAGAAGAGGAGACUACUAUAGAGGCCGUAGAGGUGAAAGCAGAAGUUCGGGAAAAGAAGGCAGAUACUCCUGUGAUUGCAUCUACAGUAGGAGAGAGUAUUUUAUCAUCUGAAGAGUCUGAAGAACUCGACCAGAAGACCUUCAGCGUGUGUAAGGAACGCAUGAGACCGGUAAAGGCAGCACUAAAACAGUUGGAUCGUCCAGAGAAAGGCCUGUCUGAGCGAGAGCAGCUGGAGCAUACACGCCAAUGCCUGAUCAAAAUAGGAGAUCACAUUACUGAGUGUCUCAGAGAAUACACAAACCCUGAGCACAUCAAACAGUGGAGGAAAAAUCUUUGGAUAUUUGUUUCUAAAUUUACUGAAUUUGAUGCAAGAAAACUGCAUAAACUCUAUAAACACGCAAUCAAGAAGAGACAAGAAAAUGUUCAGGCAGUGGAACAGAACACUAGCACUGUAAAUGCACAAAGCGCUAAAAAUACAGAUAUCGAGCGGAUAAAAGAGUCGCAGCACGACGACAGCAGCAGAGACAGCAGCAGCUCUGACAGACAUCACACAUCUCGCUACCACGAACACGGCAAAGAACGUAACCCUUCAGAGGCAUACAGAAAAAAUACAGACUCCCGAAAGAGGCCGUACCCCUCCUUCAGCAAUGGCAAAGACCACCGAGAGAGAGAAAGAGACCACUACAGAGAAAGAGGAGAGCGACAGGACAGCAGAUAUUACAGUGACAGCAAGCACCGGAAGCUAGACGACCAUCGCUCCAGCAGAGAUCACCGAUCAGACAGCACUUCAAAGGACUCGAGGACGCACUCCGAACACCGCUCCCAUUCCGAGCACCGAUCCGGCCCCGACUACGCUCACCAAAAAUCUUCCCGGGACUAUCGCUACCAUUCGGACUGGCAGAUGGAGCACAGGGUUUCGGGUAGCGGCCAGCGCUCGCCCCGUGAACAGCGCUCGCCGUAUGACUCUCGCUCGCCCUUCGAGUACUCGUCUGACCACAAGAGCACACCCGAACAGGUCUGGAGCAGCCGAAAGACAUAACGCUCUCCUCCAAUCAGCCAUAGACACAAACACACACAGGAAUGCCUUAGGGGACUGUCGGCCGCUGCACGGUGCACUGCGCCUCAGGGAGUGCAGCUCUCUCCUCACCUGGGAGGAAACAUAAAUUCGCUUAUUUUUGUAUUUAAGAAUCGGCUGCGUCCUUUGUAGCUGCUGCAGAGUAAUUUUUUUAAAUUGUUAUUUUUAUAAAUUGACUUUUCUGUUUCCUUUUUUUUUUUUUUUUUUAAACAACUUGAGAAUAGACUGAUCCACGUUUCGCUAUCACAUGCGAGGAGUGGAUCCAGGCAUUGACUUCAUACCACCACACACAAACACGCCACAAGCGGCUCACGAAAGGAUGCUAAAUACGCUAGUCUUUAUCAUGCUAGAGGAUGUUCUGAAGGACUGGGGUUUACCUUCCAAAGUACCUCGUUUACAGUGUUUAGUGACCACCUUGCCAAUUUUUAUCAGUCUUUUGUUUUUCCAUCAUGUUUGAAUUAUUAUUUAAAUCUGUUUUGGCUGUAAAAUAAUCUGGGCUUAUUAGUGUAUGUCAGAUAAUGUCACUUUCUCACAUUGUACUACUGUAAAUUAUUGUAAAGUAAAUCAAAUGGGCUUUUUUCUCAGGCUGGUGUAGUGACCCAACCCUCAACUUUUUCCCCAUUAACUCAGGCUCUUUUCUUGGUUGUGAUGAUUUUAGACGUAUGAAAAUCGAAAUAGUUCUGAUGAAAUAUUCCAUGUGUGUAUUCUGUAGAGACAUUUUUCUUUGUAUACUCGCUUUGUCGUUGGUUUACUCUUUAUUUGUAAAUUAAGCCUCAGUGAAAUCAUGCACCCUGUUUAAAAAAAAAGCGAUAUAAAAAAGGACAUGAAAGGGUCAGUCGUAGCGGUAGGUCGCGGCGCUUGUGAGGUCUCACUGGAACUUUUUCAUCGUCAUCAUCUUUCCUCCUGUUUUUCUAGAAAUGUUGGCAAUAAUGUAAUAUUUUCUAUGCAGCCCAAAUUUAUUUCUGGUGACCGGCCCGAGUCAGAAUGCUGUUACAGGAAACACUGAUGUAUAUAUAACUCUAUAUUUCAAAUCCAAAUUUACACUGAAAUGCAUGGAUUUUUAAAGUAAUUGUUUUAUAUAAUUGUUUAUAAAGUCAUUAAACUCCAAUCACUGUUUUCACCUGCAA
Molecule: messenger RNA, 6893 nt
Organism: Misgurnus anguillicaudatus (oriental weatherfish)
Lineage: Eukaryota; Metazoa; Chordata; Actinopteri; Cypriniformes; Cobitidae
Source: RefSeq, a predicted model, not a curated record